CCUUAGUAAGACUUGAUAUCGUAGGUUCUUUGAUAGACCUGUGUGUGUGCUCCCAUCACGGUGGUUUACAGGGUGUCUACGAAACAAGGACUCACUGAAAUGUCGUCUUUCGUUCUCUUUGUAAUCGUCGUCUUGGAGGUCAGAGGUCACAAUAUUCAUACAGCAUUCUCAUGUGCCGACCUACCGGACGGCACUUACGCAGAUCCCGAUGUCUGCACGACCUAUCACCUCUGCCACUCCAGAAUCAACUACACCCUGCGAUGUCCUGAGGGACAGGUGUGGGACAGGUGGUUGCACCACUGCCGCCUAGCGGACAUUUCGAAAUGUUGCAGAGGUGACGGCUGUUUGGAGUCCGGGGAAGUAGUGGCUGAAGAGGUGGUUGCCGGACUGUCCAGAAGAGUGGAAAGUCUUGAAAGAGAAAACGAGAGACCGAAUCAGCUGAUGGAACAGGUGGCUGCUGAAAAUAUUCAACUGCGUAACGAGCUAGAGCUCCUGAAGGCGAAAGUUGACAGUCUAGACGGUAGACUGGUGCCGGGACUCGAUAUUCCCCUUCCUACCGCUGUGUUUGCGGUGAGGGUUGUGUCGGCAGGGUUUGAUGACUCGGCUGCUGAGGGGGGCUGUGCUGAAGUCUGGGUGGGCGGUCAUCAGCAAGCUCUCAAUCGCAGAGGGAUCAAUGUGGUGAUAGUGGAGGAGAUCUCUGGACAGACUGAGGAUUCCCAGCGCUUCGACACUUAUGGUGACCCCGAGGCAGGGGUCAAACUCAGGGACUACCUGCGCGCUGUGACGACGGGGCGAGUCGUGUUGAUAGCGGUUAAAGAUGAAGGAAGCAAGUACGCAGCCGAUGCUAUGGAGGAACUUCGAAAUGUGGGGACAACUUUGCCAACCAUGGGAUAUCGAGAGUCUUGGGCAAUAAUCGGCAAGAAGGGAAGUAAAACUUCGUGGUUUGUGGAGGACAGAAGACAGAGGUACCACGGACCGACAGUCGUCGAGGCACUCAUACCAGUAUCAGCAUAGCGAAGGGGAAUGCUGCAUCUCUGAGUGUACAAUAUUUCCCCAUGACUAUAACUAAGGAAUUUUAGUGGAUGGCUUGAACGCACGCCUUAACUUUAGAGUUUCUCUUGAUAGUUUCUCAUUCCCAUAUUAUGAUCACACUCAUUCACAGAACGUCACAACCGGUCUGGCUUGUUUUGGAUUUAACGGCGCUGUUUUGUCACGCACUGUCAACAUAUAACUGUUAGAAUACUACUUCUGUAUCAUCAUAUUGAUGGUGAGUAUUCUUGAUCAGGCAUUAGAAAUAAAGAACAAAACU
Molecule: messenger RNA, 1309 nt
Organism: Branchiostoma floridae (Florida lancelet)
Lineage: Eukaryota; Metazoa; Chordata; Leptocardii; Amphioxiformes; Branchiostomatidae
Exons: 7
Coding region: 100-1014 (304 amino acids)
Cellular component (GO): extracellular region
Molecular function (GO): chitin binding
Source: RefSeq, a predicted model, not a curated record